Messenger RNA from Astyanax mexicanus (Mexican tetra), 978 nucleotides. RefSeq names its product RNA polymerase II, I and III subunit E, a (gene polr2ea). The record is from RefSeq and is a predicted model, not a curated record. NCBI's taxonomy places the organism in Eukaryota, Metazoa, Chordata, Actinopteri, Characiformes, Acestrorhamphidae. Gene Ontology annotation, cellular component: RNA polymerase III complex; RNA polymerase II, core complex; RNA polymerase I complex. The transcript has 8 exons. Gene Ontology annotation, biological process: DNA-templated transcription. The coding region runs from base 162 to 794 and encodes 210 amino acids. Gene Ontology annotation, molecular function: DNA-directed RNA polymerase activity; DNA binding.
GCCCGUGUUUGGGUCCUUCUGUGGCUGGUGGUCACGUGGUGUGAUUGUUCGGAAGCUGAGUGUGUGUGUGUGUAGUGUGUAGUGUGUGGAUCGGGAGAAAUAUCAGUGUAUUAUUGAGUAAAUAAGGUUAAUAAAGAGGUUGUUAGUCUCAGAUCGCGGUGAUGGAUGAUGAAGAGGAGACCUACCGCCUGUGGAAGAUCAGGAAGACUAUAAUGCAGCUUUGCCAUGAUCGAGGAUACUUGGUGACGCAGGAUGAGUUGGAUCAGACCCUGGAUGAGUUUAAAAGCCAGUUUGGAGACAAACCGAGCGAGGGCCGACCCAGGAGGACAGAUCUCACAGUGCUGGUGGCUCACAAUGACGAUCCGACCGACCAGAUGUUCGUCUUCUUUCCUGAGGAGCCCAAAGUGGGCAUUAAGACUAUUAAGAUGUACUGCCAGCGAAUGCAGGAGGAGAACAUCACCCGCGCCAUUAUUGUAGUCCAGAUGGGCAUGACUCCAUCUGCCAAACAGUCUUUGGUGGACAUGGCACCAAAGUAUAUUCUGGAGCAGUUUCUUCAGCAGGAGCUUCUCAUCAACAUCACAGAGCACGAGCUUGUUCCUGAACACAUAGUGAUGACUAAAGAAGAAGUGACGGAGCUGCUCGCGAGAUAUAAGCUGAAGGAGAGCCAGUUACCCAGGAUUCAGGCUGGAGAUCCAGUGGCCCGAUAUUUUGGAAUAAAGAGAGGACAGGUGGUGAAGAUCAUCAGACCUAGUGAAACUGCAGGUCGAUAUAUUACAUACAGACUUGUGCAGUAAUGCUAAUGUGAAUUUCAGUCAAGAAUUUGGAUACUCGUCUCAGAGCUGGAGGUGAAAUCAGAAGACCCCAUAUGUUUUCAGUUUUAAGAAAGAAGACUAAAAUUUUGCUGCAGUUUAUCUUUUAAGAUAACUAAAAUCAUUUUUUUUAUUAACUGUUCAAUUAAAGUUGUAUUUGUAAAAUACA